Molecule: messenger RNA, 1396 nt
Organism: Vitis vinifera (wine grape)
Lineage: Eukaryota; Viridiplantae; Streptophyta; Magnoliopsida; Vitales; Vitaceae
Exons: 9
Coding region: 113-1048 (311 amino acids)
Source: RefSeq, a predicted model, not a curated record
ACGACACUGUUGGCGUUUACCGCUAAACAACGAACGCCGAAGGCGCAAGUUAGCAAACCGGACUAUUGUGCGCUACCGAUUCCUCGGAGAACAAACUUGCGGGGAUGCAAAGAUGGAGAGCGGGUCGGAGAAAUCUUCACUUUCAGGUUCUAUGAAAGAGAAUAAAAGUCGGAAUUGGGCGUUGUCACCAUCCAAUGCUGUUUAUCACUUUGGUGCUAGUGGAAUUUCAGUUGCAACUGCAACUGCUAUCACUCAUCCUUUAGAUGUUCUUAAAGUUAGGUUGCAGAUGCAACUUGUUGGUGGAAGAGGUCCCUUGAAUGGAAUGGGACGGAUUUUUGUUGAAGUGGUGAAGAAAGAAGGACCUAAGUCUUUGUAUCUGGGAUUGAUGCCAGCAUUGACAAGGUCGGUUCUGUAUGGAGGUCUCCGUUUAGGGUUGUAUGAACCUUCAAAAUAUGUGUGCAAGUGGGCUUUUGGGUCAACUAAUCUAUUGCUUAAGAUUGCAUCUGGAGUAUUCUCUGGUGCCCUAGCUACUGCGCUGACCAAUCCAAUGGAAGUUCUAAAGGUGCGCUUGCAGAUGAAGUCAAACUUGAGAAGAGGAGCAAUUGGUGAAAUGUGCAAAAUUAUAUCAGAAGAGGGAAUAAAAGCUCUUUGGAAGGGAGUUGGCCCUGCUAUGGUCAGGGCUGGUGCUUUGACUGCAUCACAGCUAGCAACAUAUGAUGAAACCAAGCAGAUUUUAAUGAGGUGGACACCUCUUGAAGAAGGAUUUCAUCUGCAUCUCAUCUCAAGCACAGUUGCUGGAGGAUUGAGUACCCUUAUUACUGCACCCAUGGACAUGAUUAAAACCCGUCUCAUGUUGCAACGAGAAUCUAAAGUAGCUGGGAACUAUAAAAAUGGAUUUCAUUGCGCAUACCAGGUAAUACUUACUGAAGGCCCCAGGGCACUUUACAAAGGGGGCUUUGCAACCUUUGCAAGAUUGGGUCCGCAGACUACAAUCACCUUUAUCCUCCUGGAGAAGCUGAGAGAGUUUGCUGGACUGAAUGCCAUCUAGCCCAUGAUAUUGUGCAUCUGCAACUAUCCAUGUCAUUACAUAUACCUCUCUUAUUUGAAGUCCGGGUUGAGAAAAUUCGCCUGGUUAUAAUUUUCCCCUUCCAUUUUUUGGGUGAUUUGGAUUAACAUCUCUCACGAGGAGACCCAAACUUUAAUGGGUUCUUCCUAAAAAGGUUUAGAUAGCACCACCCUUACUUAAGGGGCACCGUAUUCUUUCUUCAUCACCCCCACUUUUCUUGAGGGUGUAGCUGUAUCCCAUUGAGCGGAAUUAUCGGCAAUUGUUGUGCCUGUUAUGCUAUUGUUGUUGUCAUCAACCUAACAAUAAAAGGAUUUGUGACUUUUUUGUUUC